This is a messenger RNA of Acaulospora morrowiae, 293 nucleotides long. The record is from the annotation of a GenBank genome assembly. Lineage: Eukaryota; Fungi; Glomeromycota; Glomeromycetes; Diversisporales; Acaulosporaceae.
UAUGUGGAAGCUUCAGGUCAGAGUUAACUACUUCGUCAUGGGAUAGUGGAGAUUCGGAUAUAUUAAUACCAUCGGAGAUCGAUAUAUUUUUUCAAUCAUCUCUACCCAUCACAAGUGCCGACUCACGAAGUGAGCAUUCUAGACACAGAGUGGAUGGCUCUUUCAUCAUGUCUGCUUUCAGCAAUGCUUCUAUACCAUCUGAUUUCAGACCAACUUUUAGGUUAUUUGCCGCUUCGUCAUCAGCCCAGGUUGAUGUACACAUGGUCUAUUAUUACGAUUUGCAUUACGUUUGA